GGGGCGAGGUAGCUGAGAGUGGCCCCCUAGUGGGGCCAUGGAGAAGCAGGAAAGUCUGGGGGCUGCUGGCGGCCUCAGUGGAGAAUCCCCUGGUGGGGGUAUCAGGGGGGUGCCAGGAGGCAUCGGAGGGGUCGAGUCAGGCGCCGGCUUCCUCUCCGGAGUAACCAUGUUUCACGGUUCUGGGCCUCCCACGCACAAUGGGGGAACCAUAAUUCGCAGUCCUGAUUCUAGCCAGCCCUCCGGAGGGACAGCAGUCCUCGGUUCCGGGCUCAACCAGCAUCCUGGGGAAGUCGCGGGCCACAGCUUUGGGGCCGGUACACAACCUGACGGGUUUAAUCCCCACUUCCCUGGAACCAGUGUAUCCGGGAUGUUCAACCCGGGGUCCGGGGGGUCUGGGGUGUACGACUCGGCAAACAUUCCGCUAUCCGAGUCAACUUGCAUGCGCCAAGACAGACCCUGUGAGGACCGGCCCCGGAGCAUCCUAAAAAACAGCAGCUCCAUCACGGUGCACAAAUCCCCCGGGGCGGAGAGGAGAAAGUCUCAGCACUGGGAUGAAAUGAAUAUCCUGGCCACCUACCACCCUGCUGACAAGAACUAUGGCUUUAUGAAGGUGGAUGAGCCCAGCACUCCCUUCCACAGGCUGCAAGACAGCGAUGAAGACCUGCUUGCCGGGACCUCUCACACAAUGACUCCUGAGAAGUUAGCAGAGAGGUUUGCAACAGUGGACAGUUUCUGCCCCAAGGUCCUGUACAGUGAUAACAGAAGCUCGGGGUCUUCAGACAGCUUUUCCAAGACACAAUCCGAUGACUUUGAAAAGCGCCGCAAGGCACACUACAAUGAAGGAAAGUUCCUGAAAACUCAGAAAAACCCUCCCUUGGAUAAUAGCAAGAACAGCAGUGUGGGUAGUGUGAGUAUGAGCAGUGGCGGCCGAGGUGUGAUGCUGGACUCAGAGCCCAGGCCUGUGGAAAGAGGUGGGGCAGGAAGAAUGACUGCAGGAGUCAAAGACCAGAUUGGCCUGGUGGCCAGAAACCACAUCCUAGAAGCCAAAGGUGCCCUUAUGACUCAGAUUGAUUUGGAUGAUUCCUCAGCUUCCCCUGCCUUCAGAAAUCUGUCCCCAACUUCAUCCACCACUGUGGUGUUGCAGAAGGAAAUUGAUCUGCAGCGCAAGGAGUAUUACAGCAAAGGAAGAUACCUGAGGUGCUGGUCCCACCCUGAGCUUGAGGAGGACACAGAAGAUGAGCAGCAGAGCAGCUCCACAAACUUGAACUGGGUGAUUGAGAGUCCCAUGAGCACUGAGGUCCGUCUGCUGGACCACACGGGAAGCUCCUCCCAGGAUUUCCAGGCCACCGAGAGCUCCCGGAAGGUGAUAGUGACAUCAUCGAAGCCUGGUACUGCCCUGUCCUCCAAAGACAGUGGGUCCCGAGCAAUGUCUGACUGGUGUCAGUGGCUGGUAUCCAAGGGGCUGAACUGGCAAAGCAUGGGAGGCUCAGAGAGGGAACCUGGAAGUCAUCCAAACUUCACAAACCAAAGCCAGCACAGACAUGAAACCCUGCGGCUCCAGUGGACUCAGGAGGAGGAAACCAGACAAUGGAAACUGUAGCCAGCUGGGGAUGGGGUGGGAGCUGACUUUCCCUGCCCUCACCACCCUCGGUCAAUCGGGGUAGACAAUAAAGAGAAGAGCAGGA
Molecule: messenger RNA, 1685 nt
Organism: Dama dama (fallow deer)
Lineage: Eukaryota; Metazoa; Chordata; Mammalia; Artiodactyla; Cervidae
Exons: 9
Coding region: 38-1600 (520 amino acids)
Biological process (GO): regulation of signal transduction
Molecular function (GO): protein phosphatase inhibitor activity
Source: RefSeq, a predicted model, not a curated record